GGAAUCAUAGCCGCAUUAGUUAUAGCAAGCUACGUAGGGCAAGUUUAAUAGAGCUAACUAAAGUAGGGGAAGGUUUAGGUGAAUUGUAUAACAAGGCUGACGAGUGUGUCAGUCGCUGUCUUAUUUUAAUAUAGGAUACGGUAUUAUCCUGAAGCUAGUUAUUUAUGGACGGCCUGAUGUUCUGAAGGAUCUUUGAACAGGUACAGUACAGUUGAAUUGAAAAUGCCGCUGCACGGGAAAAUUGUUGUAAUCAAAAGGAGUGGAGGAGACGGGACUGAGUUUCCUCUGACUGCAUCAUGCUUAUUUGGAAGGAAACCAGACUGUGACAUUCGAAUUCAACUUCCUCAGGUCUCUAAAGAGCAUUGUAGGAUUGAGUUGAAUGAAAAUAAAGAGGUUAUUUUAACCAAUUUGAGUUCAGUGAACCCGACCCGUGUAAAUGGGGAGGUUUUUCAGCAGUCUGAACGCUUAAAACACGGAGAUCUAAUCACAAUUAUUGACCGUUCUUUCAGGUUUGAAUAUCCUCCAGCACCCACUCCAAAGAAGAGACGAUCAUCUAUUGCUAGCAGCAGUGCAACUCCUCAGAUUUUACAUGAAACCCAAGCGAGGGAUACCAGCACAAAAGAUGGAACCAAAUCUGAGAUCAAACCCAAAGGGGAAGGAAUUCUUGAACAGAAAAAUCAAAAUUCCCCCUUUGGUGAGCUGUAUGAAAUGUUUAAACAAGACUUGGAUUCCAAAACUCCAAAGAAAGCACCAGAACCAUAUGCUUCCAGGCUCUACUCAACAAAACUCCACUCACCCAAUAAAGUGAAUGGGGUAUCUGUCAUUUCCACUCCCAAGAAGAUUGAUGCUAAUGUGUCAUCUGCUGAUGCUGCAGUGACUCCAAAAUCAUCUCAGACAAAGGAAAAUUCCCUCAAAGUUGAGGAAGUUGAGGGAAAGUUGCCAAAUGAAGAUAUCCUCCAACUGAUUCCAUCUAGCCAAGAAACUCCCAAAAGUAAAAGGGGUUCUUCACAGCAUAAAACACCCACCCCUGUGUCCCAGAGGAAAAGUCGUCCAACAACCCCCCAAAGGGUCACUGCUAGUGAAGUGGUUGAGCAGAUUUCUGAGUGUCUGACAGCAGAAACCCAGAAUACUCAGACUAGAAGGAGGAGCAAGGAAGCCACUCCCAUCAAGUCUUCACUAACUAAGGUAGAACCCGUUAACAGUGUCACUCCAAACAAUGACCGUACCCUAGUGAGCGAGAUUUCCAUGGCAGUUACGACAGAGUCUACCUGCUCUCCGAGGACCUCACCACGAUCUUCUGGGAAAAAGCUUCAAGCCCCGGAUGUACUUUGUGAACUAGAGGCAACCACACCCACAAAAGUUGAACAGUUGUCUGGUAAGAGACGAAAGAGUGGCGACCUUACACCAGAAAUGCCAGUUCCAAUGAGCAAGAGGAAAAGGGUGUCAUUCGGAGGUCAUUUGGAGCCAGAACUGUUCGAUAAACAUCUGCCUCCUGACUCCCCAUUACGUAAAGGAGCCACUCCUGGCCGUCGCAGCUUGUGUGUUCUCAAGAAAAAACAGUCACUUCUCAGGAGAGCGUCUGUAAUUGGUCUGAUGAAGAAGCAUGAACAAGCAUCCCCCAAGAAUCCCUCACCUUCCAAGAAGUCACCAAAAGCAUCCCCCAAGAAUCCCUCACCUGCCAAGAAGUCACCAAAAGCAUCCCCCAAGACACCCACGCCUGCCAAGAAGUCACCAAAAGCAUCCCCCAAGACACCCACGCCUGUCAAGAAGUCACCAAAAGCAUCCCCCAAGACUCCUUCGCCUGCCAAGAAGUCACCAAAAGAAUCCCCCAAGACUCCCUCGCCUGCCAAGAAGUCACCAAAAGCAUCCCCCAGGACUCCCUCCCCUGCCAAGAAGUCACCAAAAGCUAAAACUCCUUCUCCAGGUAAAGAAAAGAACAGUAAAACCGCUGUGAGGUCUCCAUCUCCCAAUCAAAGAAAAACUCCAUUAAAAGAGUCUCAAACAGCCACGGUUAGCAUGACCCCUGUGAGUUUGCCGUCAGCAAAAACAACACCCACCAUUCAAGGCCGUUUCUCAGUGUCCCGCAUUAGCACCCCAUCACCCACUACAGACCAGGACACUCUCCCUCAGACCUCUGUCACCGUCACCCCACGUGUUCCCCUGAGGAGAAAGAGUAUGAAGGCAACCCCAAAAACCACAACAAAGAGUGCCCUACAAGUCAUUCGUAGAAGAAGUGGUCUCUCUCGGGCCUCUAUGAAAGUUGUGAACUCCUGGGCCGAUAUUGUAAAGUUCGGUCAGACCAAGACCCAAGCUGUUAUCCCAACUAAGAAAACAACUGAAAUCCGAGUGACUAAGAAGAAGGCUGUUGUACCAAAACCCAAGACACCUGUGAAGAGUCUCUUAGGACAUGCCAGCACUGGUCAUGCAGAUUCCCCUAUGACGAUUGUUGUGGGAAAGGCUCACAAGCUGCAUGGUGGCCAGCCAGCUGGGACUGCCCCAAGGCUUGUCUAUAACAUUGCACUGCAGAAAAGGAACAUGAAAAUGGAUGAGGACUUUUCAGGGGUUGCUGAAAUUUUCAAGACCCCUGCAAGGCAGAGGAAUUCUGUGGCCAAUGUUCAAAGUACCCUCAUAACGCCCCAGACAGCCCAGUCUGCAUCUAUGAUUGAGUCAUCAGUGAUGGAUACCCCAGAGGAGACUGGUGAAAUGGUGGUAUCACCACUUGUUGUUUCUACUGCUAAACGGGGAGUGUACAACAGUGAUGCAGUCAUCAGACUCCUAGAUGAUCAAGAAUCCAGUUUCAUCACUGCCAAUGACAUUCAGGAGGCAGCUGAUGACUCUUGUUCUACAUCAAAUGAAAAUCCAUCCUUAGAGAUAUCUUCUGAAGAAUCAGAAAAAGAGCAGCCAGAAACAAAGACCAAGAUUUCUACCCCUCAACAGAAGAAGCCCCAGCAACCUGAAUGUCUCACUGGAGUGAAGAGAAUCAUGAAGACCCCUCGACAGAAAACAGAACCCAUUGAAGACCUCAGAGGGAAACUGUUAAAAACUCCUAAACAGAAGAAGCCUGAGCAACCACAAUUUCUCACCGGAUUGAAGCGAAUCAUGAAGACACCAAAACAGAUUGCUGUACCUAUUGAAGACCUAAGAGGGAAACUGCUGAAAACUCCUAGAGGACCCAAGACUGCUCCGGAAGAAAGCUUAGAUGGUGUAAAGGAUCUCCUGAAGAGCCCCAAACCCUUUGCUCAACCUGUUGAAGACAUUUCUGGUGAUGCAGAUAAUUACUUCCACAGUGAGGAAAAUGAGAUUCACAAAACUAUUUCUUCAGUUGCCUUGACAAAAGUGGUGCUAAGCAAAGAACCUGCUGGAGUAGACAAGGUAGGGGAGCCUGCUGAUGCACCUGCUGAGUUAAUAGAAGAACAAGCAUCUCUAGAUGCAGUUGAGAAGAUGGAAAAUCCUGUUUCAGCUGAAGUGCUUGGACCAGUGGCUGCUCCUGCAGAGGCAGCUGUGCCAGAAACUCUAGGAAGCAAAAUGACUGCUACUCCUGUUCCAGCAAAAAGUAAAAAAAGCAAGAAUACUGAGGUGACUGAGCCACUUCAAGCAAGUGUUGAUGCACCUGUGGAAACUGUCAAUGCUGUUGAUGUCCAGGAAAAUAUUGAUGCUCAAUCAGUUCCUGCUAUACAGCCUAAGAGAGGAAGAAAUGUCAAACAAGCUUCUGUAGAGCAAGCGGAUACACAAGAGAAUGCAGUUGAAGUUAAGUGUUUGGAAAUGACACCAAUUGAGGAUCAGCAGCCUCCUUCUGAUGUCCCUGUGCAGAAAUCCAGAAGAGGACGAAAUGCCAAACAGGCUUCUGUAGAACAAGUAGAAACUGUGUUUGAGAGCACCCUGGACGCUGUGACUGUUCAUGUCCCUGAAAAGGUUGAAGCCCAGAUGCCAGUGGUUAAAUCGAAGCGAGGUAGAUGGCCUAAACCAGAUUCAUUUGAAACAGAGGUUCUAGAAAUUUCUCCAAUUGAGGUGGUUGGGUCCAAGGACCGACCUGCUAAUGUUCCUGUUGUGAAAUCACAGGCAAGAGGAGGAAAUUCCAAACUGGAUCUGGACUUCAUGGAAACAGUUUCAAGGAAGGAAAGAAGGAAAAAGACUAACCAAGAGUCUGUAGAACAAGUGGAGUCUGUGAGUGUUGAAACUUCCAUUGAACAGGAUGUGACCCAAGAGCAGACCACUGUGGCUCCAGUUGAGAACCCCAAAAGGGGUGGAAGAAAGGCAAAGCAGGCCUCUCUAGACCAAGUUAAGCCUGUUGAGGAGCAAGCUGUUGAGGCUGUAACUGUUCAAGUAGAAGCUGAGGAGCAGACCACUGUGGCUCCGGUUGAGAAACCCAAAAGGGGAGGAAGAAAGGCAAAGCAGGCCUCUCUAGACCAAGUUAAGCCUGUUGAGGAGCAAGCUGUUGAGGCUGUAACUGUUCAAGUAGAAGCUGAGGAGCAGACCACUGUGGCUUCGGUUGAGAAACCCAAAAGGGGAGGAAGAAAGGCAAAGCAGGCCUCUCUAGACCAAGUUAAGCCUGUUGAGGAGCAGGCUGUUGAGGCUGGACCUGUUCAAGUAGAAGCUGAGGAGCAGACCACUGUGGCUCUGGUUGAGAAACCCAAAAGGGGAGGCAGAAAGGCAAAGCAGGCCUCUCUAGACCAAGUUGAGCCUGUUGAGGAGCAAGCUGUUGAGGCUGGACCUGUUCACGUAGAAGCUGAGGAGCAGACCACUGUGGCUCCGGUUGAGAAACCCAAAAGGGGUGGAAGAAAGGCAAAGCAGGCCUCUCUAGACCAAGUUGAGCCUGUUGAGGAGCAAACUGUUGAGGCUGGACCUGUUCACGUAGAAGCUGAGGAGCAGACCACUGUGGCUCCGGUUGAGAAACCCAAAAGGGGUGGAAGAAAGGCAAAGCAGGCCUCUCUAGACCAAGUUGAGCCUGUUGAGGAGCAAGCUGUUGAGGCUGGACCUGUUCAAGUAGAAGCUGAGGAGCAGACCACUGUGGCUCCGGUUGAGAAACCCAAAAGGGGAGGAAGAAAGGCAAAGCAGGCCUCUCUAGACCAAGUUGAGCCUAUUGAGGAGCAAGCUAUUGAGGCUGUAACUGUUCAAGUAGAAGCUGAGGAGCAGACCACUGUGGCUCUGGUUGAGAAACCCAAAAGGGGAGGAAGAAAGGCAAAGCAGGCCUCUCUAGACCAAGUUGAGCCUGUUGAGGAGCAAGCUGUUGAGGCUGGUAUUGUUCAAGUAGAAGCUGAGGAGCAGACCACUGUGGUGCCGGUUGAGAAACCCAAAAGGGGAGGAAGAAGGACUAAACAGGACCCAGAGAGUGUUGUCCCUCCAGUAGAUAAAAAGGCUCCAGAGGAAACUUCUGCUCUGCCUACAGAGAAACCUAAAAGAGGGAGAAAGGGAAAACAGGAGAAAGUUAAUGAAGUUACAGAAGUUGAGAGCAUUCUAAGGCAGGAGGUCCACAUUCCUGAACAAACUGAAGUUGAUGGUAAACCAGAGAGUGGAGAACAAUUGGAGGUUCCUGUUAAACCAGGACAGGCAAGGAAGGCAAGAGCAGUUGUGAAGGAUGAAGUACCUGCCAAGAGGGCACGCAGAGGAGCAGCUGAUUUCACAAAGGUGAGCACUGCUACAAAAGUUCCAACAGAGCCUCUCAAAAGAGGAAGAAGGCUAGCUAAAUCUACAGUCUCUGUGGAUGAUGUUACAGUUGUGGCUGACCAUAAUCCAUCAGAGGCUGAGGUAACAGAUACUGAGGUCAUGGCUGUUGUGGUUAAAAAAGAACAAGGAAAAGCCCAGAAAAGGGGAAUGGCGACUUUGGAAACCUUUGACCAGGAAAGUUCUGUUAAUGUCCCAAAAAAUACCCCAAAAUCAGUUAAUUGGAAAACAAAUUUGGACGUGACUUAUGAGAUCACCCCUCUUCCAAACCAGAAAAAAUCCAGACGGAAUGUUGGUGCUCCCCUUCAUUUUGAAGAACAACCUAAAUCGGUUGAGGAACAGCAGGUUGUAAAAACGGUGCGAGGAAGAAGGGCGAAAAUGUAUGCUGAGGUUGAAGAGGAAACCACAAAACCAACACAAUCAAAAAGGGCAAGAGCUAGUGCUACAGAGUAUUUGGAGACUUCUGCUGAAACAACCGAUCCAAUUUCAAAGCCUGUAAAUAAAAGAAAUACAGGAAGAAAUACAAAAACUGAAGAGGCAGAUCUCUCAGAUAAAGCAAUUUCUAAGGAGCCUGUCAAGAAAACAAGACGGGGAGCAAAGUAUACACUUGCAGCUGUUGAUGAGGCUCCUAGCAUUACUGUCACAGAGAAAGUGCCAGAGACGGACUCCGAAGCUAAAGUUGUGGCAGCUACAAAAGGAAGAGGUAAAGCGCUCAAAAAAGGAAAGGUUUUGUCUCAGGAAAUUGACAUUGAACAAGCUAUGGAACCGCUGAGUAAGCCCCGCAGAGGGAGAGCCGCAAGACAGUAAAGCUUAGGCAUUCAGAUAUUUUAGUAAAAAAUGCUAAUCCGUGGUUGCUAAUGGUAUUGCUGUUUUAGCUGUGUUAUAGUAAAAUAUAUACUGUAGAAUUGUCCUUAGCUGUGCUUUGCAAGAUGAUUAGGUGAUUGGUCUUAAUUGUGAUUUUGCUAAUGUUAUAAUUUAGUUUUUUACUUUUUGAACAGAUUGUAUGUAUUUUUUUUGAAAAUCUUUCAUAUUAAAAAUCUUAAGACCAAGAAAUGUAGCAGUAUUGUAAUUGGAGGAAGAAACUAUUGAUGUGUUGUACUUUAUGGAAGUGUAAAAAUCUAUACAUUGUUUUAACUAUAUAGAUGGAUGUUUUACUAAAUAUUUGGUUAUCUGAAGUGCAGGUAAAACAUGGAAUGUAAUUGUCUUGCAGAAAAUGAUGGCUUUACUGUCCCUAUCUUCAGUGUCAGAAUGACCAAAUGCUUUUGGGGGUUUUAUUUAACUGUUAUCAUAAAUAUUAAGCAAUGCAUAGUACAACAUUGUUAGCAACAUUUAAUUGGCAUGUUAAUAUGGUCAGGAUUAGUGAGAUAGACAUACUUACAGUUGACAUUGUAUUAUAAAAAAAAAAUGAAAUGCAUUAUAAAUAUUAAUUUGA
Messenger RNA from Esox lucius (northern pike), 7093 nucleotides. It is a transcript of the gene mki67, whose product is annotated as marker of proliferation Ki-67. The transcript is spliced from 13 exons. The record is from RefSeq and is a predicted model, not a curated record. Lineage: Eukaryota; Metazoa; Chordata; Actinopteri; Esociformes; Esocidae. Gene Ontology annotation, cellular component: nucleus; chromosome. The coding region runs from base 223 to 6468 and encodes 2081 amino acids. Gene Ontology annotation, molecular function: protein binding. Gene Ontology annotation, biological process: regulation of chromosome segregation; regulation of mitotic nuclear division.